This is a messenger RNA of Anarrhichthys ocellatus (wolf-eel), 3873 nucleotides long. RefSeq names its product mitogen-activated protein kinase-binding protein 1-like. The record is from RefSeq and is a predicted model, not a curated record. NCBI's taxonomy places the organism in Eukaryota, Metazoa, Chordata, Actinopteri, Perciformes, Anarhichadidae. Gene Ontology annotation, molecular function: protein binding. The coding region runs from base 174 to 3155 and encodes 993 amino acids. Gene Ontology annotation, biological process: positive regulation of JNK cascade; negative regulation of canonical NF-kappaB signal transduction. Gene Ontology annotation, cellular component: cytoplasm. The transcript is spliced from 20 exons.
CCUUACAAUUGGGGCACCGUUUGAAAGGUCUCCAGUUGUUAGCCACAGCCAGUCGUGACCGUCUGAUCCACGUCCUGGAUGCAGGCCGAGACUACAGUCUGGUUCAGACUCUGGACGAACACUCGUCCUCCAUCACUGCCGUCCGAUUCGCCGCCAAUGAGGGGAAGGUGAGGAUGAUCAGCUGUGGUGCCGAUAAGAGCGUCUACUUCCGCACCGCUCAGCAGAUGGAGGAGGGGUUGGAGUUCACUCGUACUCAUCACGUGGUGAGGAAGACCACUCUGUACGACAUGGACGUGGAACCCACCAGGAAGUACGCAGCAGUGGGCUGUCAGGACCGCAGCAUCAGGAUCUUUAACAUCAGUAACGGUAAACAGAAGAAGAUGUAUAAAGGCUCUCAGGGAGAGGACGGUACUCUCAUUAAGGUGCAGAUCGACCCGUCAGGUCUCUACAUCGCCACUUCCUGUUCGGAUAAAAACAUCAGUAUAUUUGACUUCUACUCUGGAGAAUGUGUGGCCACGAUGUUCGGACACUCAGAGAUAGUAACAGGUUUGAAGUUCAGUAGUGACUGCAGACACCUGAUCACAGUGUCUGGAGACAGCUGUAUCUUCGUGUGGCGUCUCAGUCCAGAGUUGACCAUCAGGAUGAGACAGCGACUCGCUGACCUUCAAUCUCCCAGCAGCACUCAAACCUCCCAGAAUGCACCACAGCAAAAAGGGGUGAACCUCAGCCGGGAGGUGUCUUCUCCUCGUGUCGUCAACAUGUCGUCUGACAGCGACAAGGAGGAGGAAGAGGAGGAGGAGGAGUGCAGGAGUCCUUAUAUGGCCACAGCAGGAUGCCUGGAGGAGGAGACGGAAAUGUCUGAUGAAAAGUUCUGCAGAGACGGCAAGAAGGACGCGUCGGGGGGACGCCUCCCUCGCCGUCGGUGGUCCAGGAGGACGGGCAGUGACGGCGUCCUGAUGGUGAAGUCCAUGUUGGACCUGAGACUGCUGGACUCGUACCGUCCUGAUGAACAGGUGGACCAGGGGGCGGAGCACGAGGUGAAGACAUGCCCCGUUGUGAGCCCCUCCCCCCCUUGUCCGAGUGGGAUGGGCCAGUGUGUGGGGGCGGGGCUUCACAGGACCAAUCGGGAGCUGGGGAGCAGCAUCAGUCUGCAGGUCAACACUGCAUGGGCAGAGGACAAUGAGGCAAGGACCAAUCAGAGGCCGGACUUCAUCCCGCUGUCCAACCACAGCCCAGACAUGGAGGCUGUGGUUCUGUAUCCCGACCGAUGGGAGGACAGAGUGAGCCUGGCAGGAAGUGAGUUCCAGGUGAAGGAGGCGUGUCCUGCCUCAGGUGGACAUCAGGACAAACCCAGUCCAGACAGCGGCUGCUCACUGGGAUUCAGCUCCAGGCUGUCCAGUCCAGUCAGACCUGCAGGAGACGACUUGGAGCUCACUGAGCUUCUUAGUGUGGAUGGAAACUCCUCUGAGCUGGAGGAGGAAGAAGAGGAUGAAGGAGGAGGAGCAGCAGCAGGAAGAGGAGCAAAAGAGGUUGUGAGCUCUCAGCUCGUCCCUCAGACUCCAGACCAGGAAGCCUUCCUGAAGGAACACUUUGUCACACUGGCCGACCUCUCGGGAUCAGGAAGUCCAAGCAAAGCUUCUCACAGCUCCAGUGAGAGUAUUAGCAUCUCUUCCAGGUUCCUCUCCCAGAAUCCAGCUGGAAGUCGGACUGUGUUUCCUCUCCCAUCUCGGACUUCUGGAGGAGGAGAGGUGAAGGCCCGGCCUCUGGUCUCAGAAGUCCGCCCUCUGAACCAGACCCAGGACCAGAGGGUGUCAUGGAACCAGGACCAAAGCCAGAAACAGAAUCAGGACCAAACCUCCUCAGUUCACGCCCAGGCACAUCCCCAGAACAGGAUCAACCAGGACCAGCCUCCUCAAGAUGUGAACCAGAACCAGAUGGCGGAGGAGACCUCCUCGGACCAGCAGACCCACCGACCCCCCCCACUGAAGAAGAAGAUCCAGACCGCAGUGGAGUCUAAGAGGAAUCUGGGCCCGACGGCCCGAGCCGCCGCCUUCCAUCUGAACUCCUCUUCCGGACUUCGGAAGGCUCAGUCAGUCCAGAACCUGCUGACCGACUCAGGUAACUCCUCCUUCUCAACCUCCUGUCCAAUCAGAGAGCCUCAGCCCCUCCCCCCCCUGCAGCGCCCUACCACCCUCCCCUCCUCCCCCCGCCUCCCCCAGUCCACAGCCCCGCCCCCUCAGAGACCAAGCCCCGCCUCCCCCAGGUCCCCCCAACAGGAAACAGCCGCCGCUGCCAUCUUGUCUGCAGCUUCGUCUGCUGUCGGCACCCCGAGGAAGUCGUCCUCGUCCACUCUGGUGGCGUCUCGUUCCUACAUGAGUCCGACCGCCAGCUCCAUGGCUAAGAUUUCUCGCUCUGUCUCCGUGGGCGACGGCCUGAACAUCCCAGAAUGUGGCGAGGACCCCCCGAUGACAUCUUCAUCAUCGGUAACUCCCUCCUCUCAGGUCAAAGACACGCCUCCUCCUCUUGUUGCCGUGGUGACCUCCAACGUAGGUCUGGCCACGCCCCCCCAUGCUUCCGUUUUUUCCGUCGUUGUUGCCUCCUCGUCUCUGGGUAACCAUGGCAACCAGGCGGCCCCUCCCCCCCGCGGCCUCCAGGCUCGGGUACCCGGCAAACCACUCCCCGACAAGCCCUCCCUCGCCUCCUUGUCCUCCCUCGCCUCCUCGUCACGGCCUCCUCCGGUCUCCGUCUCCCCCCUGACUCCCCCCUGGCAGGAGGAGGAAUCUCAGACUCCUGCAGGCGGCGGCAGCGUGGAGCCAAGAGAUGAUGCAGACCUGCCAAUCAGUGUGGAGACCUGCAGAGCUCUGACCAAUGAGCUGCAGAGCUGCUUCAAAAGAGCAACACACCUGUACAGGAAGGUGAGAGGCUCCUCUCACGAUGACUCCGCCCCCAACCAGCGCCAGAUAGCCGUCGUCCUAUCGGAGGCCUUCCAGGCCAUGAGGGCGGAGCUCGACUGUCUUCCGCUCGGCGUGCCGAGCAUGCUGGGAGUUGAGGAGAGGCUGGGGGGGGUGAAGACAGCAACUCUGCUGGAGGAGUAUUCUCUGCUGCUGCUGCAGGCCGUUCACCACCGGGUCCACAACAUGGAGGCUCAUCACUGAGGCUCUUCAUCCUCCUCCUCUUAGUCUUCCUCCUUUACUUUUUUCUUCUUUUUCCUCUUCAUCCUCUGAGGCUUUUCAUCCACUGCUCCUCCUCAUCCACUCCUCUUCAUCCUCUGAUGCUCUUCCAUUCUUCAUCCAUUUUUUCUUUGUCAUCUUUUCCUCUUUCAUCUCCAUCUUUUUUUUCUUCUUUCCUUCCUUCCUCUGUCUUUUCUUCCUCCUCGUCUUCACAGAUGAAGGAUCUGAAGCCAUUUUGAUUUAUUCUGAACUUGUUACUUUCUUUUAUUAUUAUGCAAGAAUCUCUCUGGUCUUAAAGGACAGACGAGUCGAUCCUACAAAACUUUUUUUUUUUUUUAAGAAACUGAAUUUGUUUUCGAAACUGAAUGACUUGAAAUUUCUUUCGAGUCGUUUUUUUGAAAGAAGUUUCAGCGACGGAGUCGUGGAAGUUUUUAUUUUAGAUUUCUGAAGAGUUAUUGUUAUGAAACGUUGAUGUUAGACUGUAGAGACUUACUAAAGGAACAAACUGCAAUACGAGACACUUUGAACAAACUUUGUUGUUCCUUUAUUUGAUGUAAAUGGUUCUUCCUGAGUUCACUUGAAUCAGAUUUUUAGUUUGUGUUUAUUCUGCUGAUGUUACACUGAACAGACUCGUUGUCUCCAGAGGAUACACACUGAAGUUCCUCUUUUUAUAACUGUUAUUAAAGGAACACUUUAACAAACA